AUGGGGGACCCUUCCCGCUCCAGCGCGUUGUCGGUUGCAGCCCCUUCUCAUGUGGUGCUCAGCCAAACGAAGCGAGACGGGAGGCCUCCCCGGGCCGAUGCCGCUGCGUGGCGCUCGCCGCACCGGAGCCUAGCAGAGGGCCGUGUGGCCGCCGCGGCCGCAGCCGCAGCCAGGAAGGGCGGAGCGGCAGGAACUGCUAAGGCGAGGCGGUCUGACAUCAGUUCCUCUGGCUGGCGGGGACCGGAGUUUGCUUCCCGUCGAUGCCACAAGUCCCAAGCGCCGAGCCCCGGGCGGCUGCCCUGGGGCGCCAGAGGCUCAGCCGACGCCGCCCGUGAAGAGACCGCUUCGCAGCAGCAGCCUCAGCAGCGAUCGCAGCCCGCGGAUCCGGCCCAGCUCGCGGCGCUGCUUUCUCCCUCCCGGGGGCGCGCAAAAAGUCCCGCCGCCGCAGCGUCAGAGGCGACCGGAGAGCAGCCCAGCAUGAGCAACGGCGGCCGGCGCCCGGGCACCCGGGUGGCGGUGAAGAUGGAAGUGGCCCCUUUCUACGCUGAGGAAGGGCUGGAGCUGCUGCCGGACUUCGUGCAACUGCCCGGCUUUGGCGCCGGGGGACCCCCGGGGCUGCAGGUGGCCGAGGACAGCGGGGUGGAGCAGCACAAGAUGCUCCUGGUUGGAAAGAAGCCGCCGCCGCGGGACUUGGUCGGAGCGGCUUCCCCCAGCGGCGCCCUCCCCCCGGCGGGGCCCUUCUCCUCGCUGCGCCCCCGCGGGACCGCCGCCGUGCACCGCCUCGUCCAAGAGGCGCCGGGCAGCGCCGCGGCGGAGGUGGGCCCGGGCGGCUUGCAGCCCUUGCUGAAGCUGCCGGCCGCCGCCGACCUGGAGCAGCUGCUCAUCCAAGCGGGCAGCCCCGGCCUGGCCGGUCCGCCCAGCCCCUCGGCCGGCGGGCCCUCGGUGGCGGGCGCCGGGGGCCCCUUCCUCUACCGGUCCCCGCCGCCGGCCGCGCAGCAGGCGGUGACGCAGGAGCAGGAGGGCUUCGCCGACGGCUUCGUCAAGGCUCUGGCCGACUUGCACAAGCAGAACCAGCUGCUGGGGAUCCCGCCGGCGCCGCUGUCGCCCACCCAGCACCCUGUGGGGCCCUGCUGCCCCCCGGCCCGGCAGGACCCUCCGGCCGUCUACACCACCCUGGGCGGCUUCAACCCGGCCAGCCCGUCGGCGGGCGGCACCUUCUUCCCUCCGCCGCCCGUGGCGCGCUCGACGGGCCGCGCUCUGGAGGAGCCGCAGACGGUGCCGGAGUCGCCGGGGGUGGUGGGGCCGCCCGCCGGCCCCCUCUCCGCCUCCUCGGCGCUGUCGUCGGGGGAGUCUCCGCCGCCGCCGUCCGCCUCGCUGUCCCCGCUGGACGCCGAGAGCCAGGAGCGCCUGAAAGCCGAGCGCAAGAGGCUGCGCAACCGCAUCGCCGCCUCCAAGUGCCGCCGGCGCAAGCUGGAGCGCAUCGCCCGCCUGGAGGAGAAGGUCAAGGCGCUCAAGGGCCAGAACGCCGAGCUGGCCGCCACCGCGGGGCUCCUGCGCGCCCAGGUCAGCCAGCUGCAGGGCCGCGUCCGCAGCCACCUCUCCAGCGGCUGCCACAUCAACGCCGCCGCCGCGGCCCCCCCGGGACAGACCUCGGCAGCCCCCGGGCAGCAGCCCCCGGGCAGGGAACCAGCGCCUGCGGAGCCGGAGACGGGCGCCUGCUGAAGCGGCCGAGCCCUGGGAAGAGGGGGCCAGGAAGAAGAGGGCCAGUGGGAGGCGCGCCGCUUUGCUUGGCAGGGGACGAGCCCUGGAUGCAAGCCCUGCCGGGGGCCCUGACGGAGACCCGCUCAGCUGCAAACUCUUGAGGUCCGCAGGGUGCUUUUGCAUCCCUCUGGGAAAGGCAGGGAAAGGCAUGGCCGCUAACCCUGUUACCAGCUUCUACCCAAGGUCCUCAGGAGGGCCUGUCCAGCGGCAGGAGAGAAAAGUAUUUAUAAAGAGGGACAGGAGAGGAGAUGCUCCGCAAAGAGACCCAAAAGGUCCCCUUGGAGACGAUCGCAGCUUUGGGGACGUUUUUCCAGAGUGGAGUUUUUAAAAAGUGCACGGCCUUCAACCUCGAGAAGUUUGGAAGUUUGGAGCAUCUCCUGAAGUCAACCAGUUGCUGCCAAGCCAUGAAAGUGAGGAGGGAUUGAUCACCGGAUGGUGGUGGCAGUGUUCCCAGGAGCUCCAAGCAAAUACUGUAAAACAAAAGUUGCAGAGGGAAAAAAAGUGGUUUUCAGCUGGACCGGCCAUGCCUUUCUGGCAGUCCCCAAAGACUUGAGGAAGCCCGAGGCCGAAUCCUGCAGCAAGUGAUCUUCAGAAAGAGGCGGGGUUUGAAAAUGUGCUCACUUUCCCAGUUUCUCCCCGCCUGCAGGCUCGAAAAGAAGAGAUUUGCAGAUGAAAGAUACCAGUACCUAUGGCCUUUUUGUCUGUUGUCGCUGAAAGUCCAAAGAUCUUGUCAAACUGCUCACCUGAGCUUAUGGUGCGGGCAGAAAAGCUGUCUUUGCUGAAAGCUUUGCGUCUUUAGAUAUUUCUGAACUCCUGUUUUUGUGGUAGAGCAUCACCAGCUUUUCUGUAAUGGGUACCAGGGAUUGCUUAAAACUCCCGUGUCUGAUUGCAGGUUUAUUUAUUGCUUUUUAGUAAAGGAUAUUGGUUCUCACAGACGGAUUGUAGAUGUCUAGCAAGGUGAAUUUACAGUGUGGAAACUGCAAGGCAUUUCAAUAGACUUGUAGUAUUUUUAGAAACAGUUCCUACAGUUUGCCCGUGGAUGCUUUCGUGAAAUGUUUCUCAAGAAUUGGAUAGGCUGUGGCUAAUAACAGGGCUAGUUCAGUCUUGUUUUCCAAGAGACAGCUUUAUUUUCCUGCUCGUAGAUGUUUCAUGCGUUGCUAAAAGCUUGAAAAAGCCAAAAUCUAGUUGUCUAGGAAGAGUUUGUAUAUACUAUAUGAAAUGUGGCAAAAUUAUUUUUUUCUUGGUACUGAGAGAAGUCUGAGGAUGGUUAGUUUGCUGUACAAAAAAAUGUUUCAGUUGCAGCUGAGGAUUUUAUAAAUGUAGGAGCAUUUUCCCAUUAUGAAUGAUUAAUACUGCAUCAGAAGAGAGUUUGCCACCUAAAAUGGAUAUAUUUAUUUAAAGAUUUGUGUGUUAAGAAAAUAAGGUUUUUGUUCCUAAAUUUAUGAGCUUCAUAUUUCUUGUGUCAGAGUAGAGUUGGGCAUUGGCAGGCUUAUUUAUUGAAACUUUUAAGAUGUCAACUUUUAUUUUUAUAGCAGAUGCAUAAAACAAAUGGUGUUGGCAGAGUAAAUAACUAAUGCUUUAUCCUUACUGUGUACAUUCCAACUGUAAUGGUUCCAUCUGUGACUUUAGUGCUAUGUACAGAAAAGGGCUCAGAUUGGAUUUUUAAAGAUACAGUUAUAAUUCCAUUGUACUAUGUUUUGAGUAACUCAAAGAAAUGUGGGUAAUUUUUUUCCAGAAGAACUGUGUAUAAACUAUUUUCUCACUCUGUUUCAUUGUAAGGUAUUUUGUAGUUCUAAGGGUGGGAGAGUAGAAAGAACAUUCUCAAGUGUUGUUUUAAAGGGUCGGAAAGGGUUAGCUGGAUUUUGAAGUGGGAUCAUAAACUGUUCUCUCCAGUGCAUGUUACAUUGAAGGUUUUCUAUGUUUUCUUGGUAAAAUGAGUUUUAGUUUUUUCAAAAGAAAGGCACAUAGCUUGGAUGAGCCUCCAAGGACAGUUUUAUUGAGUCCUGUGGUUCUUAGAAUCAUUUUAGCUUUGGUUUUAAACUCAAAGAAUCCUUGCAACAUACAUAUACCUGGAAAUAUAUGUGUUCUGACUUAUAGUGCUGUGUGGAGAGAGAACAAAGUAGGGUUGCCACCCACCAGGUGUGGCCUGUGGUUCUCCUGGAAUCACAACUGAUCUUCAGAGUACAGAAGCCAGGAAUUUCCCAAGCUGGAGGUGGCAGUCCUAAAGACAGAAUUAUUUUUGACCCUGUAAAAAGGUACUGUGACAACCCUGUUUAGUAAACAAGAUUGAAACAAGUGUAUUAGGACAAUAAUACCCUGUGUCUAGAUUUGUAGGAGCCUCAACUUGCUUUCAAAUAUAACUGGCAAUUCUUUCAAUCAACUUCUAUUAAAUUACCAAUGCUUCAUCAAUAUUACCAUCUGUUACAUACCACCUUAGCUGUUAAUUGUUACAUUCAUGCCUGUUUUAGUUUUGGGAAAUAAGACCAAAAUAUUUGUGUCAGAAAAAGUUAUAUACAUUUUUCAGUUAAAGGAUAUGCCUGUUCUAGAUGAUCUCGUGGGAAGAGGUAGAUCUGAUUCAUCAGCAAUUCCCUCAUCCUUCCUUUGCCGCCCUCCUUUUGGUCCUUUUCAGUUCCUCCUUUGCAUGCAGCCAAGAAACAAGUAUUCAGGUGGUAUUGUUUGAAGUAUAACUUUCCAGCAAAUCCUUCAAAAGAUAUAAAUGCCUGUUGAACAACUCAUUGGAAUGACUGUACUUUGAACAAAGCUGAGUACGCCUCAUGUCGCAAUCUUUUCUGCCAGGCUCUUGUUCUAGAAUUAUUAAAUCUCAAAAUAGAGUGUUUUUUCAUGCUUAGAAUAUAUUAUAAUUGCACAGUGAUUCUCCAAGGCUGCAGAGUAACUGUGUUUCAGUCUGAGUCUGCAACUGUGUGUUGUGAUCUCCAGGGCUGCAUGCUGCAUAAGUUUUGCCAAAAGCAAAUUGUACCCCUUGAAAUAUCUGCAGUGUCUGGAUUGUCCAUCCUUAAGUAGAACAGGCUUUAAAUGUUGCCCGUAAUUUUUAUUCAGAUUGAUCUUUACCCCUGUUUCUCUGCCCAUAAUCCAGCCCGGACAAAACUGGUUUGUUUCAUAUUUAUAAUAGCAAUCUUUCUGUAUUUAUUAUUGUAAGGCUGUUUUAAUGCUUCUCUGGUCACGGGCUGCAUGUCUGAUUUCUGCCCAAGCCAUCUUCUUAUUAGGGUGCUGUGUGGUUUCCGGGCAUCUUAUUCUCUAUAAUUAGAAAAAAUCAUGUUAAUUUUGAUCUAAAUUCUUUGCCCCCUUUCAUUCUAUAUAUACCCUGUUUUGGCAUAAGGUAUUCAGUAAUUAUACACCUUUUAAGAGAGAGAUUUCCCAUCUGUCUACCUUCUCCUCAUCUCUUCUGAUUUGCUUUACGUGUCUGUGUGAAUGGAUGCUGUAACUUCAUAAUUUAGCUGUUGCUGUUUAAAUAACCUUUAAGAAAACUCCCCAAAGUAAAGUUCUAGACUGAAUGGUACUCACCUGCCUUAGAACGUCAGUAGGUAAAUAUUCAGUAUUUUCUAGUGACCUCGAUGGCUCAGGUGACUUGCUUUUGUCGAACCAAAACGGAGUUCCUCUGCCAGUGGAAAGGGAUGCCUUUGGGGAAAUUUCAAAUCUUCCUUUGGCUAGAGAGAGGGAUCUAUUGACAGUUUGGUUUUCCUGUACAGCUAGUAUGAACUCAGGUAGUAAUUCACAUGGGUGUCUUACUGGAAGGGCUGACUAAUUUGUUGCAAACUUUAGUGGGUGAUGAUGUGUCACAACUCCUACCAGAUGCCUCUUUUAACACACCAAUGCGAUCGUUUUAGCUCUCCCAGAAUGUUUCCAGCUUUGGCUAGAAGCCGGGGUCCAGGUAUUGGCUUCUUCUUAAAAUGCUCCUCUUGAGAAGCUUUUGUAAGGUUAGAGACAGGGGACAGUGCUUACCGUAUAUACUCGAGUAUAAACCGACCGGAAUAUAAGCUGAGGCACCUAAUUUUACCACAAAAAACUGGGAAAACUUAUUAAGUGUAAGCCUAGAGUGGGAAAUGCAGCAGCUACUGGUAAAUUUCAAAAAUAAAAUAGAUACCAAUAAAAUUACAUUAAUUGAGGCAACAGGAGGUUAAAUGUUUUUGAAUAUUUAUUUCAAAGAAAAACAGCUUAGUUCCAUUAGCCAAACAUGACAGAACGACUGUGAAAUGGUUUUUUUUUUCAUUUCCUGUGGUUCUGAGUAAAAUAGUUUUGUCACUCGAGUAUAAGCUGAGGGGGGCUUUUUCAGCAUUAAAAAUGUGCUGAAAAAGUCGGCUUAUACACGAGUAUAUACAGUACUUUCCUAGCAAGUUUGUUAGCUUGUUCUUCAGAAAUGGUCCAGAACUGGGUUUAAAAAAUGCACCCAAGUUGAGGUGCUUGCUGACCCCAUUGGCUUGACUGAUGGGGGUGUUCCGUGUUUCAUUUGAAAAUAUUCGAAGGCAGGUCAAUAAAGAUCGAACAGCCAAGAAUAUGAAGUGACUUAUUAAGGGGAAGCUUUGAUGCAGCCAGCAAUAAACACUUUUAAAUUCCUUUUUCAGUUGCAGAGGUUUUACACGUAUGCUCAACUCUGCCCAUUAAAACAGUAGGAGUUUUUAAAAGAAAUGCCUGACUUUUCUUGAACCGAUUGCUUGCUUUUUAUGUUGCACUCAGAAUACAUUUUCAUAACCUUCUCCUGGAGUGAAAGGUUAUGGUAAAGAUUCAGAGACAUCUGAAUCUUUUUUUGUAACUUCUUCUUUUCUACUGCAACUUGACUAUAUUUUUAGUUAUACUGUGUUGUUGUUGGUUAGAGUGAUGCUGAACGUUGAUCCAAAUCUGUAAGUCUGGAGAUGUUGUUUGUUGCCAGUUUAAGAUCAUUUCUGUGCAAAUCAUUUUCAGUUGUUGAGAAAAUUUCUUCAGUUGGUAGUAAUAUCCUGAACUUUUAAACUUUCAUGUGAAAACCUUUUCUUUCAUGUGAAAAAACUUAACCUGAUCACUAAUCCCAAUUUCGCUUCUAAUGUGUAUUGUUCUGUUCCCAAUCUGGCAAGCAGAUGCAAACAUACAAUUCAUGUGCAUUUUAAGGUAGAAUGAGAGGAUAUAAGAUGAGUUCAGGCAUAUGAACCCAUAGUGUCUGUACAAAAAUAUCCCUUGAGAGGUCAACUGGCAAAGCUGAGUUCGGUUUUGAAUAGGAUGUAGAACAGUGGUUCUCAACCUGUGGGUCGGGACCCUUUUGGGGGUUGAACGGCCCUUUCACAGGGGUCGCCUAAGACUCUCUGCAUCAGUGUUGUCCAUCACAACAUGAGGAACUGUUUUAAAGGGUUGCGGCAUUAGGAAGGUUGAGAACCACUGAUGUAGAAUCUAGCUGCAAGAUGAUUAUGUUUUUGUUCUGCCAAAAAAACUUUGAAAGAAGGGCUGGGAAAAUAUUUCAUUUUAGAUUUUUUGUACCACUAGUCAAAUUAAAGAAUGUGCAUAGCAGAUCGGGGUGUGUUAAAUGCUCAAGUCACCUCUGACUUAUGGCAUCCCUAUCAAUUAAUGACGUCCAAAACAUACUAUUAUGAACAGCCUUGCUCAAGUCUUGCUAACUAAAGGCCAUAGCUUCCUUUAUUGAAUCAAAAAUUGAAACUAAAACCAAGCAAGUUGAAAUAGCAGGUCAAAACAAACCUAGGCAACAAUUCUGAGAACACCCUCCUGUGAGUAAGCUAAUGGAGGAUGAUCCACAAUUCUGUUUUUAAGGGUGCGGAAAAUGCAGAAACAAAACCAUUCCAGUAACAUAUAAGGAUUGGCUUGAGCUAUAUCUCCCUGUUUCUGUGUGGUCAGGCUACAAAGAGGAUCUCGUUGAAAGAGGUAAAAAGAGGUUACAGUUGUAUAAAGAAGUUAAGGACUUGGUGUACAAUUAAUGGUGCUUGGUUUGAUAGCAUACUGUAAAUAUAGUCUUGGCUGCUUUCCAUUGAAUAGUGAUUGAAACCUCAUUUGUGCUCCGCCCCACCUUAAAAAAAUCUUGUUUAGGUACCAGCAAGAGAAUAGUAAUAAGUAGUAAUAGUCUGUGUUGAAAUGGUCUCUGUGGGUCAACCAGGAGCUGAAAAUAUACCAUGUCCCUGAUGAGUCUUUACAAUGAGCGAUCAUUUGAUAGCUGUACUGAAACUGCUUUGAAGAAAAUUGGGAUUAAUGGCUUGAAAUUGAAUGCAAAUGCCUGAGUUACUGACAGAAAGUAUAAAUGCAUGACAUUUUCCUUUUUCAUAGCUUUUGUUCUGAACUCCUAAGCAAAUGUACAACCCAAUGCUAUGCAUGGUUGGAAGAAAGCCCUACUAGGUUCAAAGGGGCAUACUCACAGGUAACUAUGCAUAGGGUUUUAAUCUCAGUUUCUCAAAUAUGGCAGGAUAGAUCCAAGUCCUACUGGUAGGAGUUCAACUGAUGAUUGUACAGGUUAUUUAUAAUGAUUUGCUGAUUAGUCAUUGAAUAUACUUCGCUUCCAUCUGUAAUUAAAGUAGAAGUCGGCAUAUACUAGAGGAACUGUGUGGUGCAUAGAUCGUUGGGCGUAGGCUGGAGAGAGGAAUUUGAUUUUAAAUCCCAGCUCACCCAUGAUGCAGCUCACUAAGUAACCUUGGGCAUGUAGCUGUGUCAGUUUGACUUACCUCACAGGACACCUGCUAAGACAAAAUAAGUGAAGAUAAAAUAAGCAAAUCUCAUGUAUGCCUUUGAGUCUCUUUGAAGGAAGAACAGGAUACAAAUAUGAAACAGAAUUACGUGACACAACCGUGCUGUCCAAGUUCUUUUAACAAAAUCAAGACUGAAACAACAUUCUUCAGAUGUUAAACAUCAUUGAGAUGGCAAGGUCACUUGUUGGGAGUUCUGCCAAACUGCCUUUCCUCCAAGAAGAGGGAUGAGUAGAUGUAACUGUUUUAUUUCUAGUCAUGCAUAAAGUCUGGCUAGCCUUCUAGAAUACCCUUUUCUGCACUGAUGUCUUGAGUAUUGUGGUUCAUUUCUGUUCACUGCUAAUUAAGUGGUAAAUCAGUGCAAGCAGGUUCUUUGGACUGUAGCCACUGCAGACAAUAUUUUGUGUCUGUUCAUAGUAAUGGGAAAGCAUGGAUUCAGUCUCUUGCAUUGCUGCGUAUUGUUAAACUAUGACUCCUAAUUGACAUGCACAUUUAAUUUUAAUUUAUGCAACGAAAUUCAUGCAAGAGUUGCUAUAGAUACUGUGCGACUUGGGUAAACAACACUGAAGUCUCUACGUGUUGGUCCCAUGAUCUUAUCUGCCCACAACGCUACCGUGGCUGGUUUCUUUAGAAUGUUGGUUCAAUUUUGUUUCAAAGCAUCACUCAACAAAUAGGAUCAGGGCAGCGAGGACCAGUUGGAAAUUGGGCAGAAUUGUGUGGCAAACGUUUCCCAGUAUGCCACUUCAGGCUGCAGGUGUUUGGCCUGGUUUACACAAAGCAGGAUGAGGUGGCAGAAUGCUGAGGUGGUAAAGCAGACUGUACCACUUCAAAGUGCAGGCAAAAGAUUACCUUCUAGAUGUACUAUUCAUUCUUUUUAACUUGCUGAAUAUCUUACAGGAAAAAAUGGUACAGAUCAGAAUUACCUCAGUAUUACCUCAGAAUUAUACUACUUCAUUUUGCUGAAUGUGUAGACCAGUUUCGGGGAGGAGGAGCUUAAAUGGUUGA
Molecule: messenger RNA, 9437 nt
Organism: Sphaerodactylus townsendi
Lineage: Eukaryota; Metazoa; Chordata; Lepidosauria; Squamata; Sphaerodactylidae
Product: transcription factor JunD-like
Exons: 2
Coding region: 1-1722 (573 amino acids)
Biological process (GO): regulation of cell cycle; regulation of transcription by RNA polymerase II; regulation of cell population proliferation
Cellular component (GO): transcription regulator complex
Molecular function (GO): transcription factor binding; RNA polymerase II cis-regulatory region sequence-specific DNA binding; DNA-binding transcription factor activity, RNA polymerase II-specific
Source: RefSeq, a predicted model, not a curated record